UCCAAAAUCUGUUCUCCAAGUCAUUUUUUAACUUCAACGUAUUCUCAAGUGAUAACUUAGACUUUUAAACAUGGCUAUCAGAUUGCCUAGUAUUAUGCAAGCAAAGCAGAUCCUCUGCCGGGGGAGUUUGUUUGCUAACCGCGCAGCUUCAACAUCUUUAGUAGGUGUUCCAAAAGGCUUCUUCGCAGUGUAUGUUGGAGAGAAUGAAAAAAAGAGAUACAUGGUUCCAAUUUCAUUAUUGAGUCAGCCUUCAUUUCAAGAGUCGUUAAGUAAGGCAGAGGAAGAAUUUGGAUUUGACCAUCCAAUGGGUGGACUCACAAUUCCUUGCAGAGAAGAAAUCUUCGUUGAUCUCACUUCUCGGUUGUAUGGCUUGUGAUUCAUGGUUCACAUAUAAAUUAUCUGAACAAAUUGUAAAGACUUAUACAUUCUCUUGCAUCUAUGCUUUUUAGCAUAAGAAGAAAGGGAUCCAAAUUUUUUGACUAGUUGAGAAAGUUGCAAAUGGAAAUAGUUGGCUGUACAUGAUGAUCGAUUCUAGAAUUAGCAACAUCGAAUGAAAAAUUUCUCUCUUUCAAUUCU
Molecule: messenger RNA, 576 nt
Organism: Prunus persica (peach)
Lineage: Eukaryota; Viridiplantae; Streptophyta; Magnoliopsida; Rosales; Rosaceae
Product: auxin-responsive protein SAUR21
Exons: 1
Coding region: 71-376 (101 amino acids)
Biological process (GO): response to auxin
Source: RefSeq, a predicted model, not a curated record